Messenger RNA from Paramisgurnus dabryanus, 4510 nucleotides. It is a transcript of the gene kcnk2b, whose product is annotated as potassium channel, subfamily K, member 2b. The record is from RefSeq and is a predicted model, not a curated record. Gene Ontology annotation, biological process: stabilization of membrane potential; potassium ion transmembrane transport. Gene Ontology annotation, molecular function: outward rectifier potassium channel activity; potassium ion leak channel activity. NCBI's taxonomy places the organism in Eukaryota, Metazoa, Chordata, Actinopteri, Cypriniformes, Cobitidae. Gene Ontology annotation, cellular component: plasma membrane.
UCAAUCAGCACAACACUCCACCCUCACGCGCGCGCUCGCGGCGCGUACUGGACGAGGUGAGUGGAUGUAUUCAGCUGCGCGCGUCUUGAGGUGAAGCGAUCUGCUUGGGUCCUGAUUUCCACGCGCGUUUGCUAUGAGGACACCGACAGAAGCAGAACAAAGCUGGUGACGGACCAGAUGAAAUGGACCUGGAGAACAGCGACCGAACCGCCUCGACCCCACGGUAACGCGAGCGAGGUGACGCGUGGAAUACUGAGCGAAGAAUGGCUGCUCCUGAUCUCCUUGAUCCUAAAACAGCUGCUCACAACUCCAAACCACGCCUGUCAUUCUCAGCCAAGCCCGUGGUGUUGAACACAUCAGAGGACUACGAGCCUCAUGUGAGCGUCAUGCGCUGGAAAACUGUGCUAACCGUCUUUCUGCUGGUGGUGCUCUAUUUAAUUCUCGGAGCGACUGUGUUUAAAGAGCUAGAACAGCCAUACGAAACAUCCCAAAAACUGUCCAUACUGGCAGAAAAACUGCAGUUCCUCUUGGAUCAUCCUUGUGUCAACUCAUCAGACCUGGAAUAUUUAGUGAAGCAAGUGGCAUCAGCCAUACGAUCAGGUGUGAACCCUUCAGGAAACUCAUCCAAUCAGAGCAGCUUUUGGGAUCUCAGCAACUCGUUUUUCUUCGCUGGAACAGUUAUUACAACAAUAGGGUUUGGGAAUAUCGCACCUCACACAGAAGGGGGACGUAUCUUCUGUAUUAUCUACGCCCUGUUGGGAAUUCCUCUGUUUGGAUUCCUGCUGGCAGGAGUGGGAGAUCAGCUCGGAACGAUCUUUGGAAAGGGAAUUACUAAAGUGGAAAAGAUGAUUGAUAAGUGGAAUGUGAGUCAGACGAAGAUUCGUGUGAUCUCCACACUUCUCUUCAUUCUGUUCGGCUGUCUUCUCUUCGUCACGAUGCCGGCUGUCAUAUUCAAACACAUCGAGGGCUGGAGCGCGCUUGAGUCAAUCUAUUUUGUCGUCAUCACCUUGACAACAAUUGGAUUUGGAGAUUUCGUUGCGGGUGAGGGCGAGCGACGUCACCAAGGAGAGAAUAAUGGUGGUUCUGAGUUGGAGUACCUGGAUUAUUAUAAACCUGUUGUGUGGUUCUGGAUCCUGAUUGGUUUGGCUUAUUUUGCUGCUGUUCUCAGUAUGAUUGGAGACUGGUUUCGUGCCAUAUCUAAGAAAACAAAAGAGGAGGUAGGUGAAUUCAGGGCUCACGCUGCUGAAUGGACGGCUAACGUGUCUGCUGAAUUCAAAGAGACCCGUCGUCGCCUCAGUGUGGACAUCUACGACAAAUUCCAGCGGGCUGCAUCCAUCAAACGCAAACUGUCGGCUGAAAUUGUCCUUAAUCUACCUGACAAUCAGCAAAUGACACCAGGGAAGCGCACACGGUCUGUUAACCUCGGAGAUGAGAGAGAGGUCGAGCCAUUCCCUCUUGUGCGAAAUGGAAGUUUGUUCCUAAACGGUCUCAGUCCGGAUUACGCCUGCUACCGGGAUAAAGCUAUAGUACGAACAAAAUAAAGUGCAUGCACAGACUGAUAAAGACAAGCAUGGAUAAAACAAUGAAAGACAAAGAAAAGCAUGUGAACCAGACAGUGAAAUGUUCACAGAGAGAGAAUACAGGUUAUACACCUGCAUGAUCUGUCCUCACUACAGGUUUAAUACAUCUGUUGUUUCUAACUUCACACCAUUCAGAGAGACUCGCCAGUUAAAGGGCAACAUCUGCAUCAGAUGAAGAGGAUCUGCACCACACGUAUCAUCAGAGAUGAACCACUAUGAUCCUGUCUGAAUAUAUGAGACAUAAUUAUAAAGUGAAUUAACCUUUGCUCACAUUAAUGUUCACCUCUUGUAGUCAGACUGGUUAAUAAGAGUCUGUUACAUGCUAUUAAAUAAUCUCACUGCUCAUAAAGGCACCAGUGACACAUUUUUUACACAGUCACACCUGUUCGUGAUGAAAGCGGAGGGCACGACCGGGAACCACCGAGACACCUAAACAUCUGCUCCAUAAUGAACAGUUUUGUUUUCUGAAAUCAGCCAGUGUACGCAUGGCUCGAAUCAAGAGACUGAAGCAGUGGAAGAUGAAAGGUUGAACGUGGUAACCUGUGACAUCCAGGACUGUGGAGGAGAGAGGACACAGUUGCCAUGGAGAUCUGCAACAUGUUUUAUGCCACCAGCGCAACAGAUACUGCUGCAAGUUGUUACUAUGGUUACUUACCACGAAACGACAGUAAAUUUUGUCUUCCUCGCAUCCUCUUGACACUUGACACAGGGAAUGAUGUGGCAAAGCGUUUCCCAAAUGAAUCAUAUGUUUCAAAUUCACCAGGUCUUAACACUCUUUAAAGCAAUUACAACAGGUGAAGGAAAUAUAAUGACAUUUAAAACAGGUGAGGUAUGAAACUUGUGAAGGGUCUAGCUGAACUUUUCAAUAUGACUGUCAUCUUACAAUAAGUUUUUAGCUACACAAAGUAAAAACAACUAAAUAUCUUUUGUUAGUGGGACAACAUAUUAACUAUCAUUCAGAUUUUGGGGAUAGAUUUGUGCAGAUUUGAUUUUACCCAUCAGAUUAUAGUGUUGGUUAAUCACUAUAGUUUAGUCACAAGACAUUUAGUCAUGUAAGAACCAAUUAGAUGUUUCUGAUGAACUGAUGUUAAUGAUGUGCAGCCAUGUUUGAUAGUUUUAUGAUUGAUUAUUAAAUAUAUUCUGUUUUUUUUUAAUGCCAAAUGCUAUCAUCCCGGCAAGCAAAAGAUGUCAUUUUACCCUCUACGCUAAAAAAAAAAUAUUCAAGCCCUUCUCAGAAAUUACACAUUCAAAUUGUGUUCAAUUAAUUAAAAAUACCUCACUAAGAGCAAUAAGUAUAUAUAUUAAAUUAGUCUAACACAAAAUGAAUAUGUACUAUAAUUUAUUGAUUUCUUUUUAAUAGCGUUAAUACAAUUAGUUUGGGUUCUGGAAAAAGCAUACCGGUUUUUUAUCUCAACCUAAUUUUAUCACGUUCCAGUCCACUUAAUCAUUUUAUGUUGGAACAACAUGAAUUAUUUUUGUUGCUAUUACUAGCUGGUUCGUGGAUCUGUAUUUCCCAGCAUGCUUUGCAGCAACUGCUUUUGGAGAGCAUUUUUUUAAAUUAAGUGUUAUUUUAUGCAUUUGUAAAGAGAAAGACUUAAUAGUGUUUAAUGUUCGUUUAUCUUAUUGAUUUAGAAGCGUUUGUGUUAUAUUUUUUCAAAUUGUUUGGUUACCAUUGUGCAGAAGAGUGGCGCUUGUGGUUAAGUUGUGGAUGUGAUGUAUUUCUCUCAAUGAGCACUAACUGUGUUAAUGCCUGUUUGGAGAUCAGUCUCUUCUCACAUGCUCAUCCAAAGUUUUGAUAUACGGUGUUUUUUUCACUUUCUGAAAAGUAACAGUUUUGGACAUACGUGAGUUUCAUCGGGCAGCGACGAUAUGUUAUUAUUAUUAGCAUGCUAACAUGUGCUCAGGCUAAUUAGUAUGAUAUAAUUUUUUAUAUAAAAUAACUGAAUUGAGUUAUUCAGACUACACUAGAUUGAGUUAUUGAAACUACACUACAUUGAGUUAUUUAAACUACAAUAAAUUGAGUUAUUCAAACUACAAUAAAUUGAGUUGAGGCAACUACACUUAAUUGAGUACUGCCAUCUACUUUAAAUUGAGUCAUUGGACAAACUCAAUAUAUUUUAAUUGUGUAAAGCAGUUUUUAUGAGUUAGGGGUACACAUUCAUAUUGGAUGGAAAUCCUGCUUACUAUUUAAUUGAGUUAAUCCAAUGAAUUAUUUUUUUUUUGAGUGUAGGUUAACUAUAAUAAACUAAAAAGAGUCCUAAAAAACUAAAAUACAUUUGGAUUAUUUGGUUUUGCCUAUAUAACUUGUGUGAUGUCUGAUAUUCCAUCAUCUAAGCAAAGUUAGGUUUUAUUUAUUUAUUGAUUGAUUGAUUUUAUUUUAUUUAUUUUGGGCCAUGGAGACGUCUAUUAAAUUUUCACUGACAGCCCAAAUUUUGCCAUGUUUUAGCCUUGAUGUCUGGGCUCUAUUUUGAUGCUAUAGAUGAAUUUAAAUUGCUUGCCUUCAUUCCAGUUAUACAGAAAGAGUUGUGUGAAAUUAAUUUAUCUUUGUGUUCAUUCGUUUUUGGUGUCAUUCACUGCCAUUGUGAACAACAGGAUGCUACCUUUGUUUAAUUUCUUCUUUAGUUUUGUUAAAGAAAAGGUUCCUGCUGCUUUUCACCAGAAAAAUAUAAUACAAUAAGUUUGCUAUAACGGCAACAUUGUUAUUAAACUCUCUCUUUCAGAAUCGGUUUGGACUACUAUAUCUAUUAUACCGCUCCUUUCAGACAUUCAAAUGCACUUGCAUUUCAUUAUGAAUUACCCUUCAGAAUCCAAUGAUCUGCAAAUUUAUGUAGCUUAAGGUCUGAGCCUAUAUAUGCAUGCAAAGCAAGUAAGACAAAUUGUGUUAAUAAAACUUUAAAUAACACUUUUAAACAAAUGCAGCUCUUUUUCUA